GUGUUAUAAGCUAACACAAUUGAGGAGAGGAGGCACAUCAUUUUUCUGACCCUUGAAAGGAGAGCAUAGUUCUGUAAUGGUUCCCCCCACCUAAUCUGGUGCCAUACGAAACACUGAACAAACGGUUUCGAGCCGCACAGAAAAACAUUGAUCGAGAGACUAGCCACGUUACAAUGGUUGUGGCAGAGCUGGAGAAGACGCUGAGCAGUUGUCCUGCUGUGGAUUCAGUUGUUAGUCUCCUGGAUGGAGUAGUUGAAAAACUCAGUGUUCUGAAACGAAAGGCAGUUGAAUCAAUCCAGGCUGAAGAUGAAAGUGCAAAACUCUGCAAACGUAGGAUUGAACAUCUGAAAGAACAUAGUAGUGACCAGCCAGCUGCUGCAAACAUGUGGAAGAAGAAACGUAUGGAUCGUAUGAUGGUGGAACAUCUCUUACGCUGUGGCUACUACAAUACAGCUGUAAAACUAGCAAGACAAAGUGGUAUUGAGGACUUGGUAAAUAUUGAGAUGUUUUUGACUGCUAAAGAAGUGGAAGAGUCAUUGGAAAGACAAGAGACUAUGACUUGCUUGGCUUGGUGUCAUGAUAACAAAUCCAGGCUCAGAAAAAUGAAGAGCUGUCUGGAGUUCAGCCUAAGGAUUCAGGAGUUCAUUGAACUCAUUCGACAGAACAAGAGACUGGAUGCUGUGAGGCAUGCAAGAAAGCAUUUCAGUCAGGCUGAGGGAAGCCAGCUGGAUGAGGUUCGACAAGUGAUGGGAAUGUUGGCCUUUCCUUCAGACACUCAUAUCUCCCCCUAUAAGGAUCUCUUGGACCCUGCUCGAUGGAGAAUGCUGAUCCAACAGUUUAGAUAUGAUAACUACAGACUACAUCAGCUGGGAAACAAUUCUGUUUUUACUAUAACACUCCAGGCAGGCCUUUCAGCUAUAAAAACACCACAGUGUUACAAAGAGGAUGGGAGCUCAAAAAACCCAGACUGCCCUGUGUGUAGCAAAUCCCUGAACAAGCUGGCUCAGCCUCUGCCUAUGGCACAUUGUGCCAACUCCCGACUAGUCUGCAAGAUUUCGGGGGAUGUAAUGAACGAAAAUAAUCCUCCUAUGAUGUUACCAAAUGGAUAUGUCUAUGGAUACAAUUCUCUGCUUUCUAUUCGUCAAGAUGACAAAGUAAUUUGCCCAAGAACCAAAGAAGUCUUCAACUUCUCACAAGCUGAGAAAGUCUACAUCAUGUAGGUCCAUAAAACACAUGAUGAAGUGCCGCUGGAAUUUUGACACAGUGUAUAUUGGCAUACCCUGUAAAGGGGGGGGCCUUAAUGUGUGGCAAAGAAGCAAAACCUGCCACCUUGGGGAACAGACCUGUCGGUGGCAUUAUUGUUUCUUGCGACCAAAGAUCAAUGAGCAACAAUAAACACUCUUUAAAAAAAAAAAAAAAAGAGAGAGAGGAAUUAUGACUUAAGUUUGUACUUGAAUAAAAACAAAAACAAAUUUUGAUUGUUAAGGUUUUGUAACAUAAGGUCAAAAAUUGGACUCUUCUCAAAAGUACUCUCAUCUUCUAAAGGAUAACUUUCUUUAAAGAUGGACACUUGCACUGGGGGAAAAGUUACAACAGAUUUGAAAUUAAAUCCAUUUUUUUCCCCUCUUUUUCACAAUUGUCCAAGACCCUUUUGUUAUCAAAGAUUUCAGUACUACCAAUAUGUUCUCCUUUAAGCUCCUCUUUGCCUUCUUUAUGAUCCUCUCGUGAAGUAAUCCUGAACAUGAAUUACGUAACUUAUUUCUGUGGGAAGAUAUUAAUGUCUUUGACACAAGACUGGCUUCUCUGGAGGAUCAACUAGGGACUGGUUUGAAGGAGUAUGAAGUCUUUUUCCAAACCCAAAUAUUUUAAGGAGGUUGCAUAAGUAUCAAGAGGAACUGAGAACAUUUCAGGCAAAAUCCAAUGCUUGUUUAAAUGUUCUUUUUCCAGUCUACCAUAGUGUUAAAGUCCUUCUAAAGUUAUUAGUUACGUGCAUAGGGUUCAAUAUGAAAUCAUUAGUGCUACUGCCUUAUUUCUUGCUUUGAGAAUGUACUCACAUGAAAAUGAGCUGGUAUUCUUAAGUGUUGGGCGAAGUUUCUGAAGAUGCCUUGCAGGAUGAUUACAUAAUUUUAGGGUCUAAAUAGUAUUCAUUACUGAAACUAAUAGUUCAAUUUUAACAACUACAGAACACAUCCUUAUGACUUUUCAAAAGAAUUAAACCAUUGUAGUUUAAACAAAACCAUAUUGUAGAGGUUUGUAUUUAGCGCUUAUUUUUGCAUGUUGAUGUUGAUUAGCUAAUAAAAGAUUGUAAAUGUAAAACAUGUUAA
Charadrius vociferus (killdeer) is the source of this 2324-nucleotide messenger RNA. It is a transcript of the gene MAEA, whose product is annotated as macrophage erythroblast attacher. The record is from RefSeq and is a predicted model, not a curated record. The coding region runs from base 174 to 1220 and encodes 348 amino acids. Gene Ontology annotation, molecular function: ubiquitin protein ligase activity; protein binding. Lineage: Eukaryota; Metazoa; Chordata; Aves; Charadriiformes; Charadriidae. Gene Ontology annotation, cellular component: cytoplasm; nucleus; GID complex. The transcript is spliced from 9 exons. Gene Ontology annotation, biological process: proteasome-mediated ubiquitin-dependent protein catabolic process.